Lachancea dasiensis is the source of this 1233-nucleotide messenger RNA. The record is from the annotation of a GenBank genome assembly. NCBI's taxonomy places the organism in Eukaryota, Fungi, Ascomycota, Saccharomycetes, Saccharomycetales, Saccharomycetaceae.
AUGAGCAGUAUCUCAGAGUCAGAUUCUUCAUUUCAAGCGAUAAAGAAAAGGCGUAUGUCUUCCAGAUCAUCCAUCUCACGCAAGACAGGAUCUGCACAACGUAUCAGUAUUGUUUCUCACCUCAACCCUGUCGAGGACGGAACCUCGAGUGCUGGUACAGACGAAAGUAGUUUAAAGAGUGAAGGUGUGGAUGAUUUAUUUCAGAGAACAGAUAAAUUGUAUGAAAAGUACACGAUUGCUUGUGCAAAUCAAAUACCAAAGAAUAUCGCCGAUGGUGACUCAUCUCGAUAUUUAGUAGAUGAGGAUAAUUUUACAAUUGCAGAUCUAUGCAAGCCUAACCUUCCAAUUGGAGAGACGUCCGAUAAUUUCCAAAGAGCACAGGAAGCUUUGAAGGCGAAACAUCAACUUCGUCUUCAAAGGAGGGCAAUGCGUCUCAAGGCCCGGGAACAUUUCAAACCUCUAAAUGAGUUAAACAAAGAAGAGGCCGACAGGCUAUUAGAAAGUCGCAAAAAGGCUGCUGAAGACAUUAUGAACGCCGAUAUCCCUGAGCCAGAUAGAGGUCACAAUGCCAUUCAAUUGAGAAUAAGUCAAGAUGGUACCUUUGCCGUUGAUGAAGAGUCUACAGUUGUUGAUAGGCAUAAAAAUGCCACUCUUGAGCAUGCACACAAGCUGCGAAUGGACGAAAACCCGUUCGAAAAUCUCUUCAAUUCUGCUACUUACGGCCGUCAGCAGUAUACUGAUCCUUGGACGAUUGAUGAGCUUAUGCAGUUCUACAAGGCUCUCUCCAUGUGGGGCACUGAUUUCAAUUUAAUAGCGCAGAUGUUUCCGUAUCGAACACGGCGCCAGAUCAAAGCUAAGUUCGUGAACGAAGAAAAGAAGAACCCUGUUAUGAUUGAGCUAGCUUUGCGCUCAAAACUGCCCCCAGACUUUGAUCAGUACUGCGCGGACAUUCGAAAAGACCUGGUCUCACUUGAGGAUUUUAAUCACAAGUUACAAAGCCUACAGGCCGACCACGAAGAACAUUUGAAGCAGAUAGAACUCUCGAAGCAAAGUGCCAAGGAAGAAGACCUACAGACACAAAAGGUUAAGGAGAUGGAUAACACACACAAGAAAUCGUCCGGUGGUCUGAGACAAGAUCAACUCAAUGCCUACCGGAAAACUGAAGUUGUGCUGGGAACAAUUGACCAAAUGAAAAGGCAAAGGGCUCUGGAGCCAGAUGAGACAGAUAAAUAA